Molecule: messenger RNA, 7329 nt
Organism: Salvelinus fontinalis (brook trout)
Lineage: Eukaryota; Metazoa; Chordata; Actinopteri; Salmoniformes; Salmonidae
Product: receptor-type tyrosine-protein phosphatase beta-like
Exons: 12
Coding region: 16-1206 (396 amino acids)
Biological process (GO): angiogenesis; protein dephosphorylation
Molecular function (GO): protein tyrosine phosphatase activity; cadherin binding
Source: RefSeq, a predicted model, not a curated record
UAAGGGGUUUUAUUCAUGGAUGUUUGUGUGUUAUUGUUUUCUCUCCCAGAGCCCCUCAGCGGAGUCAUCGAGGGCAUCAGCGCUGGAAUGUUCCUCAUCGGAAUGUUGAUCGCCGUCAUCUCCCUCCUCGUCUACAGGCAGAGAGUCCGUAAAGUGGCAGUACAGGAGAGCCCAGUGGUACGGAUGAGCAUGUGGAAGCAGGGGCCUACAUCAGGGAUGUACGUUGGAGUCAGAAGCAGCCGACGCAUCUCCAGCCCCGUCAAAGCAGCCCACUUUGAAUCCCACCUCACUAAGCUACAGGCAGACUCCAACUACCUUCUGUCAGAAGAGUUUGAGGAUCUGAAGGAUGUGGGUCGUAACCAGCCUCUGGAUGCAGCCCGUCUACCAGAGAACAGGGGCAAGAACCGAUACAACAACAUACUGCCCUAUGAUUCCACCAGAGUGAAGCUCUCCUACCUGGAGGAUGACCCCUGUUCUGACUUUAUCAAUGCCAGUUACAUACCAGGGAACAACUUCCGUCGUGAGUACAUCGCCACCCAAGGCCCUCUCCCCGGAACCAAGGACGACUUCUGGAGGAUGGUGUGGGAGCACAACGUAUACAACGUCGUCAUGGUGACGCAGUGUGUCGAGAAGGGACGGGUGAAGUGUGACCACUACUGGCCGGCUGACCGGGAGCCUCUGUACUAUGGAGACCUGGUGGUUCAAAUGCUGUCUGAGUCUGUCCUGGCUGAAUGGACAAUCAGGGAGUUCAAGAUCAGCUAUGAGGGUCGUCCCAGCUUCCCUCGGGUGGUGAGACACUUCCACUACACGGUGUGGCCAGACCACGGGGUCCCCGAGACCACCCAGUCCCUCAUCGAGUUCGUACGGACCGUCAGGGACUACAUCGACAGAGCCCCCAGCACUGGAGCCACAGUUGUUCACUGCAGUGCUGGAGUGGGUCGUACAGGGACGUUCAUGGUUCUGGACCGGGUCCUUCAACAGCUGGACAGCAUAGGAACAGUGGAUGUCUAUGGCUGUGUGUUUGACCUCCGCCUGCACCGCUCUCACAUGGUGCAAACAGAGUACCAGUACUCCUUCCUCCACCAGUGUGUUCGAGAUGUCCUGAGAGCCAGGAAGCUCCGUAGUGAGCAGGAGAACCCUCUCUACCCCAUCUAUGAGAACUUCAACCCAGACUACUACCGUGAUUUUGUGUACACGGGACGCUAAAGACAGUUCCUCUCCACACAACUGAGUGAGAAUGAAAAGCAGGGAAGAAUCUGUUCAGUACCACCAGACCGCCAGUCUGUCACCACUAAAGGACUAUAGACGGGGGUCCUUUAUUUAUGUUUGAUACACUGUUGGUUUAACCUCUCAGGAUGUCUAUUUAAAAUGGAGCAGAUCGACGUCUGGAAAUAUUGACGUUACGUUCACUCAUACCUGAAUCUUAGUUUGCAUUCGAUGAGAUAUAUGUGAUUAUAUUGUUUUGCACCUACUUGUAAACGCUUCCAAGAAACAGUAUUCUUAAACUCAUGUUAUUUCAAUAUUAGUAAUGUCUGAUGAAAAGACAAAAGGAACUGAUAUAAACGUAGAUAUAAUGAUUCUUAUUCAACGUAACAGAUUAAAAAAAAGAUGAAUGAAAGCUAUCAGGCGAAGCAAUAAAUGGGAUUCUAUGAGGCGUAGCUACGUCACAAAGCAUUAUUAUGACGAGGCUUGACCACCUAAAAACCUCCCCUGAAGGAACCUUCCCUGCAUCCUAAGUGGCACCCUAUUCUCUAUGGGCCCUAAUCAAAAGUGGUGCACUAUAUAGGGAAUAGGGUGCCGUUUGGGUACAAAGCCCCUUUCUGUAUAAUAUAUUCUAAAUCGUAGUUGCUGGUUUGUAGUUAAAACUGUUUUAACCCGGAGCAGACAGACAGACAGCUAGCUGUCUUGAGAGUAGCUCAUCACAAUGCUGUCUAUAUCCUUGUGUAAAGUAGCAGAUCGUCUGUACAGUUGGUUGUGUUGUGAAUAGUCCUCUUAUCGUUAAACAUAGCGUCAGUUCAUGUUGUGUGUGUGUGUGUACCAUUGAGAUUGUACAGUAGAGCCUGGAGGAGGGAACAGCAUAUAGUUUGCAUAAGUACGCCAUCUCAGCUACCUGUUUUCUAGGGCGAAGGGAACACUCUACUGGAAAACAAACGCCAUCUCAGCUACCUGUGUUUUCUAGGGCGAAGGGAACACUCUACUGGAAAACAAACGCCAUCUCAGCUACCUGUGUUUUCUAGGGCGAAGGGAACACUCUACUGGAAAACAAACGCCAUCUCAGCGACCUAUGUUUUCUAGGGCGAAGGGAACACUCUACUGGAAAACAAACGCCAUCUUGUAUUCGGCUGUCUCCGAAAGAGGUGGUAACCUUUUUUCCGUGGUCUUUCAAACCAAGAUGGAGGGAGUGUUCAUGAGAGGGACUGUAUGGGUUUUGUACAUUACCUUCCUCAAAACAUGAUGUUGCAUUUCUGUUCAUCCUUUUGGCAUAAAACUAGGCUGAUGGAUGUGUCUGUGAACAUACGAGCGGUGAUCUUUCUAUGUCAUGUUGAACUGAGCGGGAGAUCCCUUCAACUGAAUCUCAGCUGGCCGGCUUCCUGGUCUCAACAGGAGAAGGUCUAGAAGUAGGACGAAACCAAAAACAACUGAAGAAAUUACACACAAUAAGCAAUACUGGCCAAAUCCUGCUGAGAUCCUGGGGAUAAAGUGAGAGAAUUGAAUAAAAUGUCAACAUCCUGACCCUGUGAGAGGUCUGCAGUGGCCAAGACACUGACCUUUCCAGACUACAGGUUUGGGACGUGGCAUUUUCUCUGUCUGAGCUUCUCUGAGCCCCAAGCCACGGAAACAAAGACUGAGCUACAGAAGAGACCGUGUUGGUUGGCAUUCUUCCCAUUGUUACUGAAAAUAUUGCAGAUCUUCAGAAGCUCUCAUUACGUUAGUAUUUCAAAAUCAAUCUGUAUCUACAUAUAAAUAGUACGUUCAGAUUGAAUCUUCUCUCCAACGGCUCCCAUUAUGUUAGUGUCUCGACAAAAAUCACAUAUUUAUUUUAACUUUGUUGUUCAAUUUAAACAUGAAAAUACUAGCUUUAAAACAUAAAUACUAAGAGAAUCAUUUUCAGGGUUCUGACUCCUCCCCGUAGUAUCAGAUGGAACACAUUCUGACUCCUCCCCGUAGUAUCAGAUGGAACACAUUCUGACUCCUCCCAGUAGUAUCAGAUGGAACACAUUCUGACUCCUCCCCAUAGUAUCAGAUGGAACACAUUCUGACUCCUCCCAGUAGUAUCAGAUGGAACACAUCCUGACUCCUCCCAGUAGUAUCAGAUGGAACACAUUCUGACUCCUCCCCAUAGUAUCAGAUGGAACACAUUCUGACUCCUCCCCAUAGUAUCAGAUGGAACACAUUCUGACUCCUCCCAGUAGUAUCAGAUGGAACACAUUCUGACUCCUCCCAGUAGUAUCAGAUGGAACACAUUCUGACUCCUCCCAGUAGUAUCAGAUGGAACACAUUCUGACUCCUCCCAGUAGUAUCAGAUGGAACACAUUCUGACUCCUCCCAGUAGUAUCAGAUGGAACACAUUCUGACUCCUCCCAGUGGCAGGGAUAUUGAAUUUCCUGUUUAGUCCUAUUCCCCUCUUCACAAAAAAAUGCGGGCAUUCGUCAUUGCUUUUGCACCAAAUGACCCCACACAGCAAGUAAGGCAAUGUAUACAGUAUUAUGUAGAGUAGAGCACCAGUCUCUCAGGCUUGACCCUCUCACCCCUGUCCUCCCCUAUAAGCCUAAAGGUCAUAUCAUAAAGAGAUUGUCUCCAGAUAAUACAGUACAGAAACAUCAACUCUCUCCAUCUGUUCUCCUCCCUGCUGGGAGUUGAGUGGAUUUAAUAGUGUGUUAAGCUCCACUGUGGAUUCCUCAAAAGUUUUUCAUUACAGAAAUCUAUAUCAAUCCCCCAUCCCUCCUGUCAAACUAAUACGCUCUUAGAUCCCCAAUGACCCUCUGGAACACAUCUCUCUGAGUUCCACCAGAGUAUGGCUCGUGCCCAUACAGCAGCUAGAACUUACUGUGAAGGCGCUUAGCUACCUGAUGAAUGUUCUUCCAACGUUUCUGUUUUGCUGUUACAUGGCUACUACGUCGCUCACCAACCAACAGUUGAGGUGCAGGAGGAAACCUUGUAACCGAGGCCUUUAGAAAGAAACACGGAGAUUAGGGACAGAGGUGUUGGAGGCAAAUCAGAGGAAGGAACUGUCUUUAACAGAGAAGUCACGGUGUAAGCCUGCCGUAUUUAUCAUUUACAGUAUGUAUCAUUUACAGUAGGUGUCAUUUACAGUAGGUAUCAUUUACAGUAGGUAUCAUUUACAGUAGGUAUAAUUCCACAUGACCUAUGGGAUGGUUGUGCAUCAGGAAUAUGAGCAUAACUUAAACUAACUGAAAGAAUGUUCCCUAGCCUAGAAUGUUCCCUAGCCUAGAAUGUUCCCUAGUCUAGAAUGUUCCCUAGCCUAGAAUGUUCCCUAGUCUAGAAUGUUCCCUAGCCUAGUAUGUUUCCUAUUCUAGAAUGUUCCCUAGCCUAGAAUGUUCCCUAGCCUAGAAUGUUCCCUAGACUAGAAUGUUCCCUAGCCUAGUAUGUUGCCUAGCCUAGUAUGUUCCCUAGCCUAGUAUGUUCCCUAGCCUACUAUGUUCCCUAGCCUAGAAUGUUCCCUAGCCUAGUAUGUUCCCUAGCCUAGAAUGUUCCCUAGCCUAGAAUGUUCCCUAGCCUAGAAUGUUCCCUAGUCUAGAAUGUUCCCUAGCCUAGUAUGUUGCCUAGCCUAGUAUGUUCCCUAGCCUAGUAUGUUCCCUAGCCUAGAAUGUUCCCUAGCCUAGUAUGUUCCCUAGCCUAGAAUGUUCCCUAGCCUAGAAUGUUCCCUAGCCUAGUAUGUUCCCUAGCCUAGAAUGUUCCCUUUCAUUUAAAAGUAGAGAAUGAUCUUGUUUCUUUUCCUCUGUUUGUUUUUCAUAAUCAUCCUGCUGGCAAUGGAGGAGAGAGGUGUUGAUGUAUGUUCCUAAAUGGUUUCUAACUCUGUUUCCUGUCUCUUAAUCUGUUUCCUGUCUCUUAAUCUGUUUCCUGUCUCUUAAUCUGUUUCCUGUCUCUUGUUAAUACGAUGAGGUAAUCUGCCAACUCAUUACGUUCAGCACAUAGUUAACUAUGAACCGUUCCUCCCUCUGGAGAACUAGGGUUGUAUUAAUUAAUCACUUAUGCAGGCUGAUGUAGGCUGCGUCCCAAAAGGUAAGGCACCCUAUUCCCUAUAUAGCGCACUAUUAUUGACCAGAGCCCAUAGGGCUGCGGUUAAAAGUAGUGUACUAUGUAGGGAAUAGGGUGCCAUUUGGAGCACACAGCCAUAGAGUGAUUAAUCAUAGGAGUAGUAUCUCUCUAGAGCAGUAUCUUACUCGGUGAGCAUACUGACAAAAUAAGGAAGCCUUUUCCAAGCCAGAGCGGACCAAAGGGCAGGAGCCUGUGAGGCAACUUAAUGUACUAGUACACCCCCUGGACAGGACACUAGUCUGUCCGACUAUACUGGUGUAGAUUAAUGUACUAGUACACCCCCUGGACAGGACACUAGUCUGUCUGUCUAUACUGGUGUAGAUUAAUGUACUAGUACACCCCCUGGACAGGACACUAGUCUGUCUAUACUGGUGUAGAUUAAUGUACUAGUACACCCCCUGGACAGGACACUAGUCUGUCUGACUAUACUGGUGUAGAUUAAUGUACUAGUACACCCCCUGGACAGGACACUAGUCUGUCUGACUAUACUGGUGUAGAUUAAUGUACUAGUACACCCCCUGGACAGGACACUAGUCUGUCUGACUAUACUGGUAUAGAUUAAUGUACUAGUACACCCCCUGAACAGGACACUAGUCUGUCUGACUAUACUGGUAUAGAUUAAUGUACUAGUACACCCCCUGGACAGGACACUAGUCUGUCUGACUAUACUGGUGUAGAUUAAUGUACUAGUAAACCCCCUGGACAGGACACUAGUCUGUCUGACUACACUGGUGUAGAUUAAUGUACUAGUACACCCCCUGGACAGGACACUAGUCUGUCUGACUAUACUGGUGUAGAUUAAUGUACUACUACACCCCCUGGACAGGACACUAGUCUGUCUGACUAUACUGGUGUAGAUUAAUGUACUACUACACCCCCUGGACAGGACACUAGUCUGUCUGACUAUACUGGUGUAGAUUAAUGUACUAGUACACCCCCUGAACAGGACACUAGUCUGUCUAUACUGGUGUAGAUUAAUGUACUAGUACACCCCCUGGACAGGACACUAGUCUGUCUGACUAUACUGGUGUAGAUUAAUGUACUAGUACACCCCCUGGACAGGACACUAGUCUGUCUGUCUAUACUGGUGUAGAUUAAUGUACUAGUACACCCCCUGGACAGGACACUAGUCUGUCUGACUAUACUGGUGUAGAUUAAUGUACUAGUACACCCCCUGGAUAGGACACUAGUCUGUCUAUACUGGUGUAGAUUAAUGUACUAGUACACCCCCUGGACAGGACACUAGUCUGUCUAUACUGGUGUAGAUUAAUGUACUAGUACACCCCCUGGACAGGACACUAGUCUGUCUAUACUGGUGUAGAUUAAUAUACUAGUACACCCCCUGGACAGGACACUAGUCUGUCCGACUAUACUGGUGUAGAUUAAUGUACUAGUACACCCCCUGGGCAGGACACUAGUCUGUCUGACUAUACUGGUGUGUCCGACUAUACUGGUGUAGAUUAAUGUACUAGUACACCCCCUGGACAGGACACUAGUCUGUCUGUCUAUACUGGUGUAGAUUAAUGUACUAGUACACCCCCUGGACAGGACACUAGUCUGUCUAUACUGGUGUAGAUUAAUGUACUAGUACACCCCCUGAACAGGACACUAGUCUGUCUGACUAUACUGGUGUAGAUUAAUGUACUAGUACACCCCCUGGACAGGACACUAGUCUGUCUAUACUGGUGUGUCUGUCUAUACUGGUGUAGAUUGUAUAUCUGAUUGCGUUAACAUAUUGUGACGAGCAGAGGUGUCACAACCCAACAACUGUCACGUGACCUACACCUACAGGGAAGAGCUGUGCUUCUCUGUCUCAUUGUGUUGCACUGGAUCAAUGUGAAUGACUGUAUACAAUGUUAUGUUGUAAAUAUGCCUGGUUUUGUAACCCAUGUUUAUCCAUGUGUAUUGGUUGGUAUGAUAAGCUAUGUGUUAUGCAUGUAAGUAAAAAAGCUAAACAUUGUUUUGAAUAUAUGAUUACAUUAAUAAUGCCAAGAAUAUGCAACCAUGUUAAAUAUGUUAAUCAUGUAUAAUAAAAUAAGAAUAUAGAUA